This is a messenger RNA of Rhipicephalus microplus (southern cattle tick), 1771 nucleotides long. RefSeq lists its product as uncharacterized. The record is from RefSeq and is a predicted model, not a curated record. NCBI's taxonomy places the organism in Eukaryota, Metazoa, Arthropoda, Arachnida, Ixodida, Ixodidae.
UGUGCGCCGCGCCGACAAGACGAUUAGAAAUCUUCUCGAAACUAGGCGAGUGAAAAUAAGCUAGCAGAGGACAAAGCCGCAGUAGUAGAUAAAAUGAGCUUGCCACCUUCAGGCUAAGUGCUUGUAGUACAGUGACCAAGCAGAGAAGCUGAGGGUUUUGCCGCUGUCAGGCGAUGGCUUUUGUCGUCAGUGACAAUGCGAGAGAUGAAGAGGUUAUCACCUGCGGGUGAAGGCUUGUGUUAUAAGCAGGAGGAAAGUCCUAGUUGGCCGCCAGUGGGUGAAGACGUGUUUGAAAUUUCAGCGCACGAAACCACUUUUUACCGGCGAAUACGUUUUUUAUUAGAGUGUGGACAUUUAACGACGUGAGCAUACCUGGGAGAGAAACUUCAGAAGCAGCAGAACGACAAUCUCACCGGACUUUGGGAGUACGGCUGCUCACCUGUACAGUCGGUGCCAUGGUCGCGCUGCCUCUGAUGGUUCCCGAGGACGGGCUGUGUGCCAUCAUAUUCUACAUGGACGUGUUCUACAACAGUAAAAAAAGAAACAUAGAGCCGGUAUACAGCAAUACCGCCUUCAACGUUAUUAAAUCCAUACUGAAGAAGUAUAGGAUGACAUCUUUCGGGCUCUCCAUGUUUCAAGGGACAGUUGGCCAGUCCAUAGAAAAGAAUAAAAACUUUAUUCGUUCUGGCUUGGGAUAUCUCUACGCCGAUGGAUGGGUGCACUUGGGUAUGCUGAAUGUGGAUAACAUGUUUGACUACGACAAACUGAAAAAUGAACCACUGAAGUACUUAGAGGUUGCGAGAGCAUUCCUCGAUUCUAAGAAGCCCACUUUGCCUCAGCAUCACGUCGCCUUGGGGGUCGGUAUGAGACAUUCUGGUGAUGGUGACAGGCUUCUGGACAAUGCUGAUUUAGCACUCAAGGACUUUCCAGCUGUAUCGAUGUUAGUUCUAAAGGUACACCUGGAGUAUUCUACUGACAAAUCGAUUGUCUACACUUUACCGCCGAACCCGGAUCAGCUGAACAUAAGGUCGAAGGGCCUCAUUUCACUAGCGUCACUGGGUGCCGACGCGAAGGCGCGGUUGACAAACAUGACCAACCAUAACAAAACAUACGUCCUCCUUUCAUUCGCCAUGUUCGGGCGCGGGUACCGCAUGGAUAAUUCGUGGACUGACCCCGCCUUAAGGCCCCAAGCUAUGCAUGGCAUUAAUAUGGAUUACCGAACCUUAUGCAAAGAUGCCAGCGGCAGUGACACCGCAGACUCAAUGUCCACGUUCUACGCCAAUACAACCACCAAAUUUCUGGCGAUCUUUGACACCAUCGACAACAUCCGGGACAAGAUGAAACCGUCGCAAGAGAUCCAGCUUACCGUUCUACAACAGCGGCAUAAUGGCGUAUCGAGUGGAAAUGGAUGACUGGGCUGACAACUGUGGCAACGGAAGCUUUGCUCGACUCAGAGCCUUGAAGGAAACACUGUCAAGGUGACGACGUUACGCCCAGGGAGGCCGCUGUUACUGCAUCUCCGUUGUGCUGGUCAGGUGUUCAGAGCUCUCUUCGGUACUUCCCUAUUAUGCGGACCUUCAAAGGCGUCGGUGUCAGGAGAAUAAGCACUUCUGUUUUUGCACACUUGCGUUUGCUUUUAUGACUCUUUGACGGCUAUCUUCUUCCUUAGCAUAAACAGGGUUAUGACGGCGAGAAGAUGGUGUGAGUUUGAAGACCUCUUUGUGAGUCAAUGUGAGUGAAUGGGAAAUAGACGAAAGAAAUGGUUCUCUAA